AUGCCCGAGAAGGACCCUCCUGUCAGCCAGGCCGCCGCGGCCUCUGACUGCGCCAUCGACGACUCGGACGAUGGCGACGAGAGCUACGUUGAGGCCCAACGCAUUCGCUCUGAGCAGAAGCAGAAGCGCCCUCAGACGGACUCUCUCCGUGUCCAGGAGAUUUUCCCCGUCCAUUUCAGCCCCCUCGUUCAGCCCUUGACCAGUUCGAGUGUCGAGUCGUGUGUCGUCCUCGAGAACGCUGCGUUCCCCAACCCGGACCAUCGCGCUACCAGAGAGAAGACAAUUUGCCUUGCUGCGUUGCUCGUUGGUGUGGCCAGCGGUGUUAAACAUGAUCCUCUUCGCCAGAUCUGGCUCAUGCUGACUUGGCUGCAGUUCGAGUACCGUCUUUCGACCUGCUCCGACAUCUGCUCCGGCAUUUUCUGCAGCAUCGUCCCCAGCGAAGCCAAGGACAAGGACUUUGCCCUAGAGACUCUGCCAGUCGCCAAUCCUGUCGAGACGGGCCGCGCCAACGGCGCCGUUCUCGCUCUUUGCGCUCACGUCGUCUCGACCCUCGGCAACGGACCCGUCGUCACAGAUGCCGACAUGAGCUACCCCGUCAACUGGCGCGACCAGGAGUCGUCCAAGUCGUCGGGUCUCGGCCAUCAAGUCAUGGGUCGCACGGUCUGCCUUCACUCGUUCGCCGUCGCGCCCAAGCUCCAGGGUUGUGGCCUGGGCAAGCUCAUGAUGAAGUCCUAUCUCCAGCAGAUCAACAACUCGGGCGUUGCUGACCGUGUGGCCCUCAUCUGCCAGGACUACCUUGUCAGCUAUUACAAGCGAUUCGGAUUCCGCCAUCUUGGCGAGAGCAGGGCGUCCUUUGCUGGAGGUGGAUGGAACGACAUGGUGAUUGAUCUCGCCGGUCCUCCCAAGAAGAGCACCGAGGCUCUCAAGGCCGUCGCCGACGAGACUCGUGCCCACGAGGCUAAGUGA
Molecule: messenger RNA, 966 nt
Organism: Colletotrichum gloeosporioides
Lineage: Eukaryota; Fungi; Ascomycota; Sordariomycetes; Glomerellales; Glomerellaceae
Exons: 4
Coding region: 1-966 (321 amino acids)
Cellular component (GO): cytoplasm
Molecular function (GO): aralkylamine N-acetyltransferase activity
Source: RefSeq, a predicted model, not a curated record